UCGACAUCCUAGCCAUCCUAGCAUAUAACUUGUUGUGGUUUUCUCCACAAUCUGCCCACUCAGGCGUCGCCGCUUGGCCGCAUUCCAAGGGUCGACAGUCAGCGCUAUCCGGGGUCGUGCCUAGGAUACCGACGCAGGCUACGGCAGUCCGAUCCCCUCCCCACCGUCUACCUCUUGAUAUCCUAAUAUUCUAUCCAGUCCAUCCUCUACUUCUGCACUAAUCUGCCGAUAGUCAAACGAUGAAUUCGGUCAAUUGAUCGAUUCCUUUGUGCAUUCGUUGCCCGUCAUGGCCGCGUCUGUGCAAAAGCUGUCGUCCCUUGAUCUGGUUCGAGACCCAGAUGGCUCUCCCCCCGAACUUAGAGAGGCCGACUACUCAAGUCAGGUUCUUCAGCUCUCGUCCGAAAAAACCGAGGCUUACCUUAAUGAGCUGAUCAUGAAGGCUACUAAUCUGGGAAUUGCUAUCUCUCGGCCUUCGAGUACUACCUCUGUAGACAACAAACGAAAUCCCUCGGGCACUGAAUCGAGCAUCACCGUAGACACAAACCAUGCACUCAAUACGUCUACGGGAUCCCAGGGCUCCAUAAGAAUAAAUUUAACGCCGGACUCUUUGCAAAACGGCCACUCUGAGAUCGCUGGGCGGAUCGUCGCGAGGAAGCGAUCGAGGGCACUCACCUUUGGUCAAUACGAAACUUACCUCGCCGAGGUAGAUCCGACCCUGAAGCAAAACAAGUUUUUGUCACAAUCGUCGACGGAGACCGAAUCUGCGCCGAGUAUUUUUAGUGCCAGCACGAACAUAAGUUAUGUCAGUUUGAAGAGAGGGUUCUCCAAGUUACGGCGCAGACGGAAGCACUUAUCUUAUCCUGGGGAGAUGGUCAUGUCUUGCAGUGCCUGCCGAGAAGAUCUUCAACCAGGCCAAACUCUUCAGAAACUACCAUGCGGACACAGUUAUUGCCCGAGAUGCUUGAAGAUUAUGAUCAACCAAGCAACAACCGAGGAAUCCAAAAUGCCGCCGCGCUGCUGUACCCAGCCCAUACCGAGUUCCAUCAUCAGGUCUAUCCUGCCCCGCGAAGAGCAAACGAAAUUCCUCAAGGCCGUUGUUCAGUAUAGCACUCCCUGGGAGGCACGAGUAUUCUGUUCUAACCUAGCCUGUGGUGAAUUCAUACCACCACGGGCCAAAAUCGACCCUAAAUAUCCGUUCCAGACUAUCUGUCGCAAAUGCAAAACGCGAGUUUGCGCCAUGUGUAAGAGAGAUGCCCACCCUCCAGAUCAAGAUUGCCCAGACGACUGGGAGCUCAAGGCUGUAUUGAAGAUGGGCGAAAAGUCGGGCUGGAGAAGGUGUUACAAGUGCCGGACUCUUGUUGAGCUCUCUCAAGGAUGUACACAUAUGACAUGUCGUUGCCGGGCACAGUUUUGUUACAUCUGUGGUGCCGUCUGGGAUCCAAUGGUUGGGUGUCCAAAUGUCUGCAAUGGUGAGGACGAGAUGGACCGUCGACGUCAACAGGAAGAGGAAAGGUUGGCAGAACUAGCGAAGGAAGAAGCAGCCAGAGAGGAAGCUGCCGAGAGGGAAAAGGUAGAAAGACUCGAGGCCGAAGGCCGCACUCGGAGUUGCGAUGAGUUCAAAGCGUUGCGAGCGGAGCAGGUAAAAGAGAUGGUCCGGUUCCAAACAUUUGAAAGGAAGUCAAAGUGGCUUAUGUGGACAAGGCACGCGCACCAGAAGCUCGCCCUCGUAGAGAAGCAGUCAACAGCGAUAGAACGAAUGAAGGAGCGGCACGCAAAGACGUCGGUUAAUCUCGAAGACCGCCAAGUCGCUGCAGAGAUGGAAUUGCGUUCAACAUUGGAACAGAGCGAAAGGAAUGUACGAAUUCGACUUAAGCACAUGGAAGCAUACUGCGAUGGCCUUGGAAAGAAGCCGGAUACGGAUGUACCCUCUAGAGUCGUGACGGAGCGAGAUCUACGAGAACUCGGGCAGCAAUAUAAUGUCGAGAAAAAUAUGAGACAGCUCCAUCAAGCUAAAAUUAACGUCAUGCGAGAUCGGCAGGCCAAAGCCCUCGAAGAGUUGCUCGAAAGACAGGAAUCUGAGAUGGGAAAACUAAUCGAGAAGAAUAGGAAGGAAAUCGAGAGUCUUGAAUCGGAUUUCGCGGAUGAAGAAGACUCUCUAACAACAACCUUCCUUCGGCGUAAAUCAACGCUAGGAAAUAGAUGGGAACUAGAGAUGGAAGUGAUGUGCAGAGAGUUGGAGAGAGAGAGAGGCUUGAUAUAUGCAUUAAUGAAGCCCCUUGAAUGGCCAGAUGAAGACGAGUCCCUAGACGACGGUCUACCAGUCGUGGAAGAAUAAUUUGCCUCGACGCCAUCUCCGCCGAGUUUCGUACUACGCGUGCGCUGCUUUGUUUAAGAGUAACUCGUUCCGGAAUCCCAAUCUGAUUAUUGCUUUUUUCCCUUCUCGCACCUUUAAUGAACCUUCUCCUUUGUCAUGAUGGGGAUUCAGGGGUUCGGAUUGUCAUAGAUAGGAAGGUGUUUGUAGGCUCGCGAUGCCGGCAUCAACAAAGGGAUUCCAUGAAAGUGCCAGCGUUGCAGUUAACAUUUUUCUUUUUCAAGAUAUACCCCUUGGUGUUAAUUAUCAACGAGACAGGUAUGUUUGGUGGAGUCUAAGCUAGGUAGCAGGUACUUAGCAAUAAGGUUGAUGAUAUAGAGGCGCCUAGUGCCCUAUUGCGAGUUUUCGGAUGGCGUUACAUACCUUACUCAAUGCUACAACUCAUUUAUCGCGCUAUCCGACUCUCACAAACCCGUCGAAUAUUGAAUUAGGUAGUACAAUACCUACCUAUGUUUGAAGGAUACGGACUAUCAGAGCCUGAUCUAAGGCUGACGCGGUGUCAUCAUUGAAUCACAACAGCACUGUAAACCAGCUACACACCUUAGGUGGUUAAAUAAUGCCCGGUACU
Annulohypoxylon maeteangense is the source of this 2939-nucleotide messenger RNA. RefSeq lists its product as uncharacterized. Gene Ontology annotation, cellular component: cytoplasm; ubiquitin ligase complex. The record is from RefSeq and is a predicted model, not a curated record. Gene Ontology annotation, molecular function: ubiquitin protein ligase activity; ubiquitin conjugating enzyme binding; zinc ion binding. The coding region runs from base 287 to 2335 and encodes 682 amino acids. Gene Ontology annotation, biological process: ubiquitin-dependent protein catabolic process; protein polyubiquitination; positive regulation of proteasomal ubiquitin-dependent protein catabolic process. The transcript has 2 exons. NCBI's taxonomy places the organism in Eukaryota, Fungi, Ascomycota, Sordariomycetes, Xylariales, Hypoxylaceae.